Leishmania mexicana MHOM/GT/2001/U1103 is the source of this 570-nucleotide messenger RNA. RefSeq lists its product as hypothetical. The transcript has a single exon. The record is from RefSeq and is a predicted model, not a curated record. Bases 1 to 570 code for a protein of 189 amino acids. Lineage: Eukaryota; Euglenozoa; Kinetoplastea; Trypanosomatida; Trypanosomatidae. Gene Ontology annotation, cellular component: mitochondrion; endoplasmic reticulum. Gene Ontology annotation, biological process: protein targeting to ER.
AUGAACAUUCUUUUACCGCUGACGACCUUGAUUGUGAGCUGGAGCCUGGACAGCACAGAUCCCGAUGCCCAAAAGCGAAUCUUUUUCAUUUUCGCCAUAGUGCACACCGCAAUCAUAUGUGUGGCUCUCUACAUCUUCUUCGAAAUUUGGCGCUGUGACGACCACACUCUCAUCCAGGUUAAGGAUCCCUACACCGACCAGGAGAGUAUUCAGAAGCACUGGGAGUACGACAUCGGGAAGCUGCGUGACCUGGUGGUGGUCAAUAUUGGCUUCUCUGCCGGGAUCAGCACGUUCUUGGCCUUGCGCUACGGCAUCUACUUCCCUCUGCUGUUGCAGAGCCUUAACAAUCCCAAGGGACUUUACUACUCGGAGCUGUUCCGCAUCUACGCGAAGAAGGAGCAGGCGGAGGGCGACCUGCAGCGUCCGUGGAAGGAGAAGAACACUUUGCCCGAGUGGGCGAAGGCACUGUGGACUCAGAGCGGGAAAGACUCGGAAAAACUGCUCGCCAACAGCGGGCUGGCUUCGCAGAGCCCGACUGGGGGCAGCAAGGCGUCGCGCAAGCGCAAGUAG